AUGUGGAUGAUUAGUUCUUGGCUUGGAAAAGAUGUGAAGAAGAUUCUCAAACGCAAAGACAGUGAUGCUGGUGAAAAAGGAAAAGCACUCGAGGACUUGCGAUCAUCUUUAUUCAACAGAUUCCGUUCGCCGGAAACUCCAAAGAGACAGCAGCAACAACAGACGCACCGUAUCUGUGGUCCAACUGUUGCUCUCACAUUCAAUUUCUUUGUUGCCAUCAGCAUUAUCUUCAUGAACAAAUGGGUGCUUAAAAACAUAGGCUUUGAGUUUCCAGUGUUCCUCACUUUCAUUCACUACAUUGUAGCUUAUCUUUUAAUGGCUCUCCUCAAAUCAUUUUCGCUCCUUCCUGCUCCUCCGCCUUCCUCGAAAUCAUCGUCUGUCUCGCUCUACACUCUUGGCAUUGUGAUGUCACUCUCUACAGGACUCGCUAAUGUUAGCCUUAAGUAUAACAGUGUUGGAUUCUACCAGAUGGCGAAAAUCGCAGUCACGCCUUCUAUUGUGUUUGCAGAGUUCUUAUGGUACAGAAAAAGAGUUUCUUUCAUGAAGGUGGUUGCACUAACAGUUGUAUCCGUGGGAGUUGCGGUUGCGACUGUAACAGAUUUACAGUUUAGUCUGUUUGGUGCUUGUGUGGCAUUAGCAUGGAUCAUACCGAGCGCAACCAACAAAAUCUUGUGGUCCAAUAUGCAGCAACGAGAGAACUGGACUGCUUUAGCGUAUGUUGAUGUGGAAGACGACGCCGAUCACUCUGUUGUUUCUAGUAUCGAUGAUUCCGUUCUUGGAUCCACCAGGCGCUUUAUCCUUCGAUUGGAGUUUUGCAAAUACAUCUGCGAUUCUUUCUUCUGCUUUUCUCGGUUUCUUUCUUCAAUGGUCUGGAGCCUUAGCUCUCGGGUAAGUCAAGCUUCAUAUGUGCAUUAUUGUCGUUUGCUCGGUUCGGUUCUGUUAUUUCGGUUCAAAGCUUUCAUAUUGGAACCAGCGUUUCUCAAGUCCGGUUUUGUCCAUCUUGGUUCCAGAGCAACUUCUGCAAUUACUCACGUGGUACUGGGACAGUUUAAGACCUGUGUCCUACUCCUUGGAAACUUCUACAUUUUCGGGUCCAACAGUGGGGCGAUUAGCGUUUGCGGUGCGAUUGUGGCGAUUAUGGGGACUUCGUUGUAUACUUACCUUAACACGAGAGGUCAAGCGCUUAAGGCUUCGUCUUCUCCUCCUUCUUCUUCUCCUUCAGACAAGAAGUCAAGGUUCAAUGAUCUUAAAGAUGAUGAGAAGAAUCUUGAACCUUACGGCUCUGAGGCGUUUUGGAGAUGUAAAUUUGGUAUGUGCUGA
Thlaspi arvense is the source of this 1320-nucleotide messenger RNA. The record is from the annotation of a GenBank genome assembly. Lineage: Eukaryota; Viridiplantae; Streptophyta; Magnoliopsida; Brassicales; Brassicaceae.